Bombyx mandarina (wild silkworm) is the source of this 1650-nucleotide messenger RNA. RefSeq names its product CCAAT/enhancer-binding protein delta-like. The record is from RefSeq and is a predicted model, not a curated record. Lineage: Eukaryota; Metazoa; Arthropoda; Insecta; Lepidoptera; Bombycidae.
UUUUUUUUUUGCUAGACAACUCCGCCGUGAUAACAGUUCGCGAUCAUACUAUACUCAAACGCUAUGUGUUUUACAAUAACCAAUGUGAUUCUAACGAAUAAAAUAUUGAUACGCGCACAUAAAAAGAAUAUAAUUAAAUGAAAUACGAUAGUUUUCGGACGUAAUUGAAAUCGAUUUAAAGAUUAAAGAUAUUUUUAAUUUGCUGAAGAUUGAGAGAGAAUUCUUUAUCCGUUUCCGACUUAGGCAGAGUCAGGUAUCUCCCACGCGAUCUUUUUAAAUCGCACAUAGAAAUACUCUCUGUUUAAUUUUAAAAUUCAAGCUAUUUUAUGCGAACAACGAAUACAAUAAAUACAAUUUCGCAGCUGUUACUCCAAUAAGUGCAGUUCGUAUCUUAGACUAUCUAUUUCCGGCUUACUUGACUAUUUUAUGAGUAAAUACGAAUUUUUGGAUAAUCGAAUGUGUCUGAUAAAUCAAUUUAUGAAAGAAAAAAAAACACCACUGAAUAUUCCUAUUGUGAUAUAAUUAUAAAAAUAGGACGAUUCUGUAUUUUUAUUUGAAAAUUGUAAAAAAACGUUUUAAAAUUCAACGAAUUGUGAUUAAUUACAAAAAAGCCUUUAAUAGAAUCGAAAACAUAAAAUUGUGAAUAGAAUUGUGUUAUUUUAAUUGUUAUUUGAACAUAUUUAUUGUGAAUGAUGAUGUAGGUAAUGAAUUUGUGAUUUUUUUACUUUAAAUCAAUUACAUUUGUCGGAAGACGAUUCGUAAUGAAUCUCUCUUAAUUCGAUUAUAGUUUUUAAUGUAAACGAAAAUAUUUUUAUUUCGUUUGCAUCCGUGUAAAUACAAAUACAGAUAAAGUAGGUACCUACUACGGAACACCUAAGAAGUUUCAGUGAAAUUCUGAAUUGAUACGUGACUAUGGGUGAAUUUCAAAUGUGAUCGCGUACAAUGGGAUGUGAUUAGAGUAAGCUCGGAGUGAGAAUGGAGUCGAGGUGCCGCGUUUUGGAGGCGGAGUGCCAGUCACAGCACGGCGGAGCCCUGGCCGCCCUCAGCCUGCUUCGGACCUACGAUCGUUUCCUGAUACCGCCCGACGUCCACGCGGUGGUGGGACCGCUGUUGGCGGCGAUACCACCAGCGGCUCGCUGCUUGCCGUCCUACUGUCACCAUCUACCACUCGCGCCUGCCACUGCGGUACUGCCUCCCGCGACCGAGUCAGAGGUCCGACGCCGCGGCGAGAAGCGACCCAUCCCGCCGGAGCUGAAGGACGACAAGUACUUCGAGCGGCGGCGCCGGAACAACCAAGCCGCCAAGAAGUCGAGGGACGCGCGGAGGAUACGAGAGGACCAGGUAUCGACCGCAGCGAGGAUCGCGUGGCGCGCCUGCCUCCUGGAGCAGGAGAACGCCUCCCUGCGCGCGGAGCUGGCGGCACUGCGGCACGAGAUGCGCGCCCUCAGGUCGCUGCUCGCAGCCCCCGCCGCCCCCGACCGCGACCAGCCCUCCUCCACCACGCGGCACUAAACGACGCGGCGGGGGAGUCAGUGCCUAUACACAACUCAUUCCGUCCACAGAGAACCCAACUUAAUUAGAAGGGAAUGCACUAUUUAAGUUACGCAUGUACUAUCUAUAAUUGUGAACGUUUGUAAAUAAAAUAAUAAA